Messenger RNA from Haemorhous mexicanus (house finch), 927 nucleotides. RefSeq names its product collagen alpha-1(III) chain-like. NCBI's taxonomy places the organism in Eukaryota, Metazoa, Chordata, Aves, Passeriformes, Fringillidae. The record is from RefSeq and is a predicted model, not a curated record. Bases 1 to 927 code for a protein of 308 amino acids. The transcript has 2 exons.
AUGGCCGCGGCCGUUGCCGCGCGACGUAAACACGGGACGCCGGACGUGGUGACGUCACCGGCGGGGAACGCCGGACCCGCGGGACCACCGGGAACCGGGCCGGGACCCCCGGGACACCGGGAACGAGACAGGGACCCCCGAGAACCGGGAUGGGACCCCCGGGACCCCUGGGAACCGGACCGGGACCCCGACAGGGACCCCCGGGCUACCGGGAACCGGGCUGGGACCUCCGGGACACUGGAACGAGACAGGGACCCCCGGGAACCGAGCGGAAUCCCCGGGAACGGGACAGGGACCCCCGAGAGCCCGGCCGGGACCCCCGGGAUCUUGGGAACCGGGCAGGGACCCCCGGCAACCGGGCUGGGACCCCCGGGACACCGGGCUGGACUCCCCGGGAACGGGACAGGGACCCCCGGGAUGCCCGAGAGCCCGGCCGGGACCCCGGACCCCGGGAACGGGGCUGGGACCCCCCGGUACCGGGCUGGGACCACUGAGAGCCCGGGAAUGGGGCUGGGACCCCCGAGAGCCGAGCCGGACCCCCGGGAACGGGACCGGGACCCCUGGGGACCCCCGGAACCGGGCUGGGACCCUCGGGACACCGCGAACGGGACCGGGACCCCCGGGACCUCGGGAACCGGGCUGGGAGCCCUGAGAACGGGACCGGAACCCCUGGAACGGGACCGGGACUCCCGGGACCCCCGGAACCGGGCUGGGACCCCCGAGACCGCGGUAACGGGACCGGGACCCCCGAGAGCCGACCGGAACCCCCGGGAACGGGACCGGGACCCCCGGGACACCGGGAACGGGAGUGGGAUCCCCGAGAAUGGACCGGGACCCCCGGGACACCGGGAACGGGACUCCCGGGCCAGGCCGGGCCCGCGGACACCGGGGGCCACCGGAGGGGGCGGGGCCGGCGCGAAUGAAUGA